Sphaerodactylus townsendi is the source of this 846-nucleotide messenger RNA. Its product is annotated as testis-specific serine/threonine-protein kinase 2-like. Gene Ontology annotation, molecular function: protein serine/threonine kinase activity; tau-protein kinase activity; ATP binding. Gene Ontology annotation, biological process: protein phosphorylation; microtubule cytoskeleton organization; intracellular signal transduction. The record is from RefSeq and is a predicted model, not a curated record. Gene Ontology annotation, cellular component: cytoplasm. Bases 1 to 846 code for a protein of 281 amino acids. Lineage: Eukaryota; Metazoa; Chordata; Lepidosauria; Squamata; Sphaerodactylidae. The transcript has a single exon.
AUGGACGAUGCGGCCGUGCUUAAGAGGAAAGGAUACAUCCUGGGGAACAGAUUGGGCGAGAGUUCUUUUGCCAAAGUCAAGUCGGCCUACUCGGAGCGCCUCAAGUUCAACGUGGCAGUAAAAAUAACAGACAGGAGGAACGUCCCCGACGAGUUCUUGGAGAAAUUUCUCCCCAGGGAACUGGAUAUCUUGUCGACAGUGAGCCACAGUUCGAUCAUAAAGAUCUACGAGAUCUUCGAGACAUCUGGGAAAGUCUACAUCGUGAUGGAGCUCGGGGUGCAAGGAGACUUGCUGGAGUUCAUCAAGAGCAACCGGGGGCUGCCCGAGGAAGUUGCCCGUAGGAUGUUCCGACAACUGUGUUACGCGAUUAAGUACUGCCAUGAUUUAGACGUGGUGCACCGGGAUUUGAAAUGUGACAACAUCCUCCUAGACAAAGACAUGAACAUCAAGCUGUCGGAUUUCGGCUUUUCCAAACGGUGUUUUCGGGAUGGGAAUGGGAAGAUCAUCCCCAGUCAGACUUUCUGUGGUUCGGCAGCAUAUGCGGCUCCAGAAGUGAUCCAGGGCAUCCCUUACCACCCCAAAGUUUAUGACAUGUGGAGCCUGGGCGUCAUCCUCUAUGUCAUGGUUUCUGGAUACAUGCCGUACGAUGACUCCAACGUGAAGCGAAUGCUCCGGUUGCAGAAGGAACACCGGUUGCUCUUCCCAGAGUCUAUGACAAUCGAAUGCAAAGAUCUUAUUUUCCACAUGCUGCAUCCCAAUGUGGCUCACCGACUACGAAUUGAUGAAGUCCUGAAUCAUCCUUGGGUGCAGGGGAAGAGCCCGAAGCCUCGCCGGUUGUUUGAAUAA